AAUUUAUUUCCAAAGCUUUAUUUAUUGAGAAACAUGCAGAACUUCUUACAAUAACAAAUGGCACCAUUUUCUAUACCUGCUCCAUGUAUUAUACCUAUUCGAAUUCCUGUCCUUGGUGGUCCACGAAGUAUUGAUACAAAAACAAGAAUUGAACUUUUUUGUGACACUCAUAUAAAGCAUGUAGUGUUUUAUACUUUGGAUGGAACAAAACCACAGCCUUAUGCUGGAAUAGUGCAAGGAAGUAAAACUUUUAAGUAUACAGCACCAUUUUGCCUGCCACCGGGCAAAAUUACUGUCAAAGCUGUUGCAAUAAAUGCUGAAGUUCGUUCCAUGGACAGUAGUGUAGUGACUAAAUGUUUCGAUGUCAUAAAACUUGAUCCUGUAUUGCCUCAGCAACCAAAAGAAAAAAUGAAAGAGAAAAAAAUAAAAAGAUCUAGUCAUCGAAGAAAAGUGAAAGCAAAUUUGUUUAAUUCAGUUGAUGGAAGUUCACUCUCUGAAGGUAAGAAGAUACCUGUGACAGAAGAAAUGGAUAAUGACAAAUUAAAGCAAUCAUCCAGUGAAACAGAAAAAUGUAAUUUAAAUGAUAAAACUGGUAAUGAUGAGAAAACUGAAGCUGUAGGAAAACAGCUUGGAAUUUCUGCUGAAACAUCUUGUAGUCAUCCACUUUUGGAAGAUGAAGAUCUCCAAAUUGUAACAACAUGUAUUGAAGAUCUAGAUGUAACUGAUGAAGAUUCUUCAUCAUCUGAAGAUCAAAAAGUUUUUGUAGCCAGUGAUGAGACAGAACACAAUGAACAUGAUAAAAAGAAUUAUGUUCAUAAUGAAUCUUACUUUUUGGUUGGAAAAGAAACAAGUGCUGCUGUUUCUGAACCCCAUUUUUGUUGUAGCAAAUGUGAAGUAACUCUGCAGUGUUGUAUCUCAUGUCACAAAAUGAAUUUUGUUACCUCUAAAUAUUGCAUCCAGUGUGGAGAAAGGCUUGUUAAAGUGUGUUAUUUCUGUAAAGAACAGAAUCCAAUAAUUGCUACAUUUUGCCAAUAUUGUGGGAAAAAGCUGGAAGAUAAUGCUAAGGACAUUCCAGAAUUUUCUCAUAUGAAUCUUGCUGAUCAUAGCAUAAUGGUUAAGCCUGAAGUAAAAAAUGCUGAUGUGCAAGGUACUCCAGUGACUGUCAGCAAGUGUGUUCAAACACGCCCAGUAGUAAUUGGCAAACAAGCUGAUAAACAUAAAUCUGUUUGUGACUUAAAAAAAUUGCCAAAUCAUUCUCCUGGUCGAGGAUAUUGGCAUCAGCAGUUGGAUUAUAUUUGCAAUCACCUGAAGACCUAUGCAUAUAACAACAUGAUUUUUCGAAAUUCUAUCAGUGAACCAGUUUUGAGUGAUUUCAAGUCAGCUGAAGUGACAAAAAAUGAUGAUAGUGUUAUUGUUACUAUCACCUUUGCUCAGUUUGACUUUGCAAAAUAUAAGUCUGCAUUAUCUAAAGAAAGUGAAAAGAACAAGCAUUUAUAGCUUAAACUACCUUAUAUCAUCUAAAUUGAAACUUAUGGAAUGAAAAUCAAGUUCCAGGGUGUUAACUGUCAUGAAUUUGGAUGCUGAUUUUAUUGCUCAAAUGUGUCCCAAAUCAAUUGACAAUGUUACAUUUGUUUCUGAAAACUGUAUUUGAAUAUUAUAUUACAUAUUGAGAGAUAAUUAUGCCAAUAUUUAAUAGGAUUCUAUAAAUUAAGUGUUUGUGUAAAUUAAUAAUUCAAUGUUUAUUCAAAUAAUAUCUUUUUUCUUUUAAAAAGCUCAAGAAUUCUUAUAUUUAAAUGCAUCUAAUGCAAAUUUGUAUCAAAGUAUUCAUGUUUAUUUUUAUAAGAGAAAUAGUUUUUUAAUAUAUAAUGUACAUAUGGAUUGAAAUUGUACAGUUUAAUUUAGAUGUAAGAAUCUUUGAAACGCCAUUUACACGUUUCACAUGUUAAAUGCUUUUCUAAGCCUUCAUGUAAAAGUGGAUGCAUAGUUACAUUUUUUAGUGGCAUUUAAUUAUUAGCAGCACAAGAAUGUAUACGUUAAUUGUUUUAUACAGUACAAAUUCUUUAAUCCGGACGUCAAAGCUACAAACUUUCUGCGCAUGCGUAGCAAUUACGCAUUAAUGUAUAACAGAUGGUAUAAGCUAGGCUAA
Stegodyphus dumicola is the source of this 2146-nucleotide messenger RNA. RefSeq lists its product as uncharacterized. Lineage: Eukaryota; Metazoa; Arthropoda; Arachnida; Araneae; Eresidae. The record is from RefSeq and is a predicted model, not a curated record.